GUCAGAUCUCUCCUCGACCGACUUGCACGCGACCUGUGAGGUCAAUAAUUAGGUUGCGAUUAGGGUUUCUUUCUCUCCCCAUCAACAUCUUCCUUCGUCUUCCCUUUCAAUCCCCUCUGCAAAUCUCUCUCUCUCUCUCUCUCUCUCUCUCUCUCUAGGUUAUCCGAUCAUGGAGAUGGAACGCGCGAUCGAGUUCCCACACACGCACAUGGACCGUCGCCCGCGAAAGAGGCAGCGUUUGGGCUGGGACGUCGCGCCUCAGGUCCCUAAGGCUCAGGUAGGAAUCUUUUGUGGACAAGAGGUUGGGAAUGUGACAAGCUUUGCAUCUUCAAGGGCUCCCUCAGACCACACUAGCUCCUCUUUGUUUGUUAAGGGAGUUGCUCGAAAUGGUUCUCCCCCAUGGCGAGAGGAUGACAAAGACGGGCAUUUCAUGUUUGCGCUUGGCGAAAAUAUAACUUCUCGCUAUAAGAUUCACAGCAAAAUGGGUGAAGGCACCUUUGGCCAGGUUUUGGAAUGUUGGGAUAGAGAAAGAAAAGAAAUGGUAGCUAUUAAAAUUGUUCGCGGAAUUAAGAAGUAUCGUGAAGCAGCUAUGAUAGAAAUUGAAGUUUUGCAACAGCUUGGGAAACACGAUAAAGGUGGCAACCGUUGUGUGCAAAUACGGAACUGGUUUGACUAUCGUAACCAUAUCUGUAUUGUGUUUGAGAAGCUUGGACCAAGCUUAUACGAUUUUCUAAGGAAAAACAAUUAUCGCUCAUUUCCCAUUGAUCUUGUUCGCGACAUUGGCAGACAACUGUUGGAAUGUGUAGCAUUCAUGCAUGAUUUGCAACUUAUCCAUACGGAUUUGAAGCCUGAGAAUAUUCUUCUAGUAUCUUCUGAGCAUGUUAAGGUUCCAGAUUAUAAGGUUUCGUCAAGAUCACCAAAAGAUGGAUCAUACUUUAAAAGAGUGCCAAAAUCAAGUGCUAUCAAGGUAAUUGACUUUGGCAGCACAACUUAUGAUCGUCAGGAUCAGAACUAUAUCGUAUCAACACGACAUUACCGAGCACCCGAAGUUAUUCUGGGGCUUGGAUGGAGUUAUCCUUGUGAUGUCUGGAGUGUAGGUUGUAUCUUAGUGGAGCUGUGCUCGGGAGAAGCAUUGUUUCAAACACACGAGAAUUUAGAACACCUAGCGAUGAUGGAAAGGGUGCUUGGUCCUUUGCCUCAGCACAUGUUAAAGAGAGUAGACCGUCAUUCAGAGAAGUACGUUAGAAGGGGGAAAUUAGACUGGCCAGAAGGUGCGACCUCAAGGGAGAGUAUCAAGUCUGUUCUAAAGCUUCCACGCCUUCAGAACCUAAUCAUGCAGCACGUAGACCAUUCAGCAGGAGAUCUAAUACACCUAUUGCAAGGGCUUCUUAAAUACGAUCCCACGGAUAGGUUGACUGCACGUGAGGCCCUUAGGCAUCCUUUCUUCGUCGGGGACCAUAUGAGGAGAUUAUGAGGUGUUAUGUUCCCCAAAAGGUUUCCUGCAAUCUCUAAAACAUGGGUUCUGAGCUGGAAAACUGGCCAUUACAAAGCAAUGUUAUGCGUGCUGCGCGGAAACACUGCCCAUUUCAACUGGAUUUAUUGCCGUGGUGCCUCCUGGUCAUGUGGCCUAAAAAUGAUUUAGGGCUGCUAGUUUGUAAAUACCCCAUUUUUGGGGAAAGUAGAUUUCACACUUGGUUUAUGAAACCCAUCAUUCAAGAACAUGAGAUUUUGGUGCCUAAUGUAGUUUCUUUACCCCUGCCUGUAACAUCUGAUCUGAAUACCUUCUGUUUUGGUAAUUAGCUUGAUUCUUUUGCAAA
This is a messenger RNA of Rhododendron vialii, 1817 nucleotides long. RefSeq names its product serine/threonine-protein kinase AFC2. Gene Ontology annotation, cellular component: nucleus. Lineage: Eukaryota; Viridiplantae; Streptophyta; Magnoliopsida; Ericales; Ericaceae. Gene Ontology annotation, molecular function: ATP binding; protein kinase activity. The record is from RefSeq and is a predicted model, not a curated record. Bases 170 to 1474 code for a protein of 434 amino acids. Gene Ontology annotation, biological process: protein phosphorylation. The transcript is spliced from 12 exons.